UCUCUCUCUCUCCCCCCCUCCCUCUUGGCUCUGAUUUCCUUUUUUAUUUUUUUAUUUUUUGGGUUGUGGUUGUGGUUUCAGAUUCUGUAUUGUACUUGAAGAUAUGCUUUGCUUCUUUUUUUCUUAUUUCUAUCAAGAAUCAUGCUUAUUUCUAUCAAAGACCAAAGUUCUAUGAUUUCUUUCUCGUCCCUCGAUCUCUGUAUAUUUCUGUGGGUAACUGACGUGAUAUACGUAUCAUCUGUUCGCAGUGAGUGUACUGUGAAAAUGGUGAGACAGAAGAUUCAGAUCAAGAAGAUUGAUAACUUGACUGCACGCCAAGUGACCUUUUCAAAGAGAAGAAGAGGGGUUUUUAAGAAGGCCCAAGAACUCUCCACUCUUUGUGAUGCUGAGAUUGCCCUAAUUGUUUUUUCUGCCACUGGAAAACUCUUCCAUUAUUCUAGCUCAUGCAUGAUGGAACUUAUUGAAAGGCAUAGAAGGCAAUCAGAGAACUCGAGCAAAUUAGGGCAACCAUCUCUCCAACUUCAAGGAAAUGAUAGCCAUGGCUUGCUCAGCAAGAUGCUAGUGGAGAAGACUCGUGAAUUAAGGCAACUCAAGGGAGAAGAGCUCCAAGGACUUGACACGGAUGAGUUGAUCAACCUAGAGAAAAGGGUACAAGGAGUACUAAACCAUGUUGUGGAAACAAAGAAUGACAAGUUUUUUAAAGAGAUAAAUAUGCUCAUGAAAAAGGAAUCGAUUUUAAUGGAAGAAAAUGCUAAGUUGAAACAGCUAGCAGAAGUGAGAGUUGAUCUUUUAUUUCCAAAAAACCUGAUGGUACUGGAAAUAUUAUUGAGCAAAGCAAUUCAUCCGAGUGUAUCACCAAUUCUCAUGGCUCUGAUACUUCCCUCAGGCUGGGCUUACCUUUCCCCAACUGAAGAUGAUGCUAGGAGACUGCAGCAGAGAAGGAUAAUUGUCUAUUUUUCUUAAUAGGAUAUGAUUAUAAAUUGUUGUGUAAGUGAGUUGAGUGUUAGGGGCCAAUGUUGUGGAUUUACGUGGCUUCUGAUCAUCUAAAUCUUCUGUUUUGAAUUUGCUUGUGCCAUACAUUUAUGCUGAAAUCAUGCUAUUGAAAUCAUACGAUCCAAGGAAAUUUACGAGGUGCA
Olea europaea var. sylvestris is the source of this 1136-nucleotide messenger RNA. Its product is annotated as MADS-box protein SVP-like. The transcript is spliced from 8 exons. The coding region runs from base 142 to 963 and encodes 273 amino acids. Gene Ontology annotation, cellular component: nucleus. NCBI's taxonomy places the organism in Eukaryota, Viridiplantae, Streptophyta, Magnoliopsida, Lamiales, Oleaceae. Gene Ontology annotation, biological process: positive regulation of transcription by RNA polymerase II. The record is from RefSeq and is a predicted model, not a curated record. Gene Ontology annotation, molecular function: DNA-binding transcription factor activity, RNA polymerase II-specific; RNA polymerase II cis-regulatory region sequence-specific DNA binding; protein dimerization activity.